Messenger RNA from Pseudovirgaria hyperparasitica, 1705 nucleotides. RefSeq names its product mitochondrial protein import protein MAS5. Lineage: Eukaryota; Fungi; Ascomycota; Dothideomycetes; Acrospermales; Acrospermaceae. The coding region runs from base 374 to 1609 and encodes 411 amino acids. Gene Ontology annotation, cellular component: cytoplasm. The record is from RefSeq and is a predicted model, not a curated record. Gene Ontology annotation, molecular function: Hsp70 protein binding. The transcript has 3 exons. Gene Ontology annotation, biological process: protein refolding.
UCCAGGGCCGCAUAGGGCUUUGUCCGAGGCGAUAGAUGCCCCAACAAGGAAUAUAUAGGGCAUCUAGACGUUUGGCAUUACUCUACAGCCAAUCACAGGCUCAGACGACGACGUUUAGCGUGCAGUGUCAUGAUUGGCCAGCGCUCUUGUGGAAAUCUGGCAUCAAACCGGGGUCCAUAAACUUCCCCAUCGAUAACGCGAAUCAGUUUGUGUUUUCCACUCUUGUAGCUUUGAAGAGCUUUCGUCGCUCCUUUUGUUGUCCUGGUCGUACUUCUAUCCUUCUAUCCAUGUAACAGCACCUAAAGUGCAUUGCGUUCUUGUUUAUUCUGUCUCUUAUACUCCUUCCAGCCUCACGGCGGAUCUCUAGGGCACGAUGCAACUACUCCAUGCGCUCUUGCUUCUAUGUCUGUUCUCCCUGGGGCUAUGUGCAGAAGAUUUCUACAAAAUUCUAGGCUUAGACAAAGACGCCUCAGACAAAGAAAUCCGCCGCGCAUACCGCACCUUGAGCAAGAAGUACCACCCAGACAAGAACCCUAACGACGAGACCGCAAAGGACAAAUUCACCACAGUCGCCGAAGCCUACGAAUGUCUCUCCGACGCCGAGCUCCGCAAAAUCUACGACCGCUACGGACACGAGGGCUUGGCACAGCACAAACAAGGUGGCGGUGGCCAGCGUGGCGGUCAUGACCCGUUUGAUCUCUUCAGCCGCUUCUUCGGCGGCGGCGGACACUUUGGGCACGGCGAGCGACGUGGGCAGAACAUGGAAGUCAAGGUAUCACUCCCGCUUCGCGACUUCUACAAUGGGCGCGACACGCAGUUCAGCAUCGAGAAGCAGGCCAUCUGCAGCAAAUGCGAAGGCAGCGGCAGCGCAGACGGCAAGGUCGAGACGUGCGGCGUCUGUGGCGGGCGCGGCAUGCGUAUCCAGCGGCACCAGCUCGCGCCAGGCAUGUUCCAGCAGGUACAAGCGGUGUGCGACGCGUGCGGCGGUAAGGGACAGCAAAUCAAGCACAAGUGCAGCGUGUGCGGUGGUGCGCGUGUCGUGCGCGAGACGGAGACGUUUGAGCUCAAUCUCGAGCCCGGCAUGCCGGAUGGCGUGCGGUUGACGUAUGAGAACGAGGCGGACGAGAGCCCGGAUUAUGUUGCUGGCGAUUUGAUUGUGCAUGUUACGGAGGCGGAACCGAAAAUGGACACGAGCGAGGAGGCGUUUAGGACGGAUGGCACGUUCUUCCGCAGGCGUGGACAUGAUUUGUUUUGGAGGGAGGUGCUCAGUCUGCGCGAGGCGUGGAUGGGUGAGUGGACGCGCAAUAUCACGCAUUUGGAUGGCCAUACCGUGUUUCUGUCCCGCGAGCGAGGGCGCGUCGUACAGCCGAACCAUGUCGAGAUUGUGCCCGGCGAGGGCAUGCCGUUCUGGGCACAGGAGAUCCCGGAAGAGUCGGAACGGCGCUUUGGCAAUCUGCAUGUCGAGUACGUGGUUGUGCUGCCAGACCAGAUGGAGAAGGGCAUGGAGAAGGACUUCCACGGUGUGUGGGACAAGUGGCGGAAGAAGCAAGGUGUUGACUUGCAUAAAGACAGUGGAAGACCGGCGCCAAAGGUGCAUGACGAGUUGUAGAGUAAUGUACAAUAGAUGUUCACAUACAGGGGGCGCGCAUUAUAGAGGACUUCGGAUACCCGGCUAGAGCAUUUUCAUAUCACUUUCCCCGUUUGC